Sander lucioperca (pikeperch) is the source of this 7870-nucleotide messenger RNA. RefSeq names its product RIMS-binding protein 2 (gene rimbp2a). The transcript is spliced from 25 exons. The record is from RefSeq and is a predicted model, not a curated record. Gene Ontology annotation, biological process: neuromuscular synaptic transmission. Gene Ontology annotation, molecular function: protein binding. The coding region runs from base 495 to 4874 and encodes 1459 amino acids. NCBI's taxonomy places the organism in Eukaryota, Metazoa, Chordata, Actinopteri, Perciformes, Percidae.
UCAAGCUGAGUUACUACAUAGUGUCACAAUAGUAAGGCUGUCUUCUUCAGAGGGAGAUUACAUACAUAAAAAAGCAGUGUUAUCAUGAAAUCAAUCAUAGUAAUGGGCUGAUAGAAUAAUUAAUAGGUAGAUUGCAAAUGAAAAACACCAUUCAGGCCUGGAUAAUGACGCACACAUGCAUGCACAGCACCCUCCUCUUACCUUGAUAAAUCUGUGAGAGAGAUGCUUACCGCUGCAGGUUCAUUGGCAGGAUGGGACAUUUCUGCAUAAAUCUGCAGGACUCCUGAGCUUCGUGUGUUGUUGUUGUUGUUGUUUAGUCUGUCUUUCUGCUCCUCCAGUCCCGGGCGAGGAAAUAGAUGCUGUCCAAGGUGCGUCAGCAGCACGGAGAAGCAGUUUGAGCAGUUGGCUGAUGCUCUAAAGAGAGACAGGGGAAGAGGGAGCUGAUUAAUUUGACAUUUUUCUUCCCGUUACCUCGUGAGAAAAAGCAAGUGAUAAUGCGGGAUCACACGUCCGGUGCUAACGUGGAGGAGCGGCUGAGGCAGUCUCAUAUGGAGUUACAGUGGAUCCAGAGACAGCUGGCCAUGCUCGCUGCCAGAAACCUACACCGUCACCACCUGCACACCAAGGGCAAGACAAGAUUUGAAGUUUCAUCCCAGCAAACUACAACACAAUCAGUCUACAAUGUGAACCGCUUUCGAUUGCUGGAGGAGAGAAACCGAGCCCUGAAGCUUGAGGUAGCCACGCUGCGCCAAGAGAAACAGCAGUAUAGGAAACUGAGAGCAAAGCUACAUGCUGCCUUGCAGGAGAAAAAUCAUCUGAACCUUGAGCUGAUCAACCACCACCUGAAGACGUCCAAGUAUGACCAGGUGCGAUCAGACUAUGACCAGCUGAGACAGACCCUUGCUGUAGUGAGCCAGGAGAGAGACGUGGCCCAGCAGCAGAGGAGCCAACUCCAAGGCAAAGUGGAGGACCUGGAACAGGUUCUAAAGCGUAUGCACCAGGCUGUAGAGCUGAAGCAGCAGCUGCAGAUAGAGCAUGAGCGAGCCUUGGUGGCCCUUCACACCAAGCAGAAGGAGAUCAAUCAACUGCAAAAGAACAAUAUGGACAGAAUGUUUCAGGUCAAGGUUCGUGACCUGGAGCAGAAAUGCAGGUCACGGAGUGAGCACUACCAUCAGCUGUCCAACGAGCUGCUGAAUUUCCGUUUGCAAUCAGAUACUGUGGACAUCCUAAAAUUUAAUCCCGCUUCCACAUCCCAGAUCCUUCUCUCACCAGAGAAGAAACUCUCACAAGUCAUCGUUGAAUUUGAACCCCAGAAAGAGACAGGCGAUGAGAGUGUGGCACACACGCCGCUACUGAUCUCCCAGUUCUUGCCCUGCACACCACAGACUGGAGACAGAGAAAGACCACAACUGCUGUCUGUCAAAUCCAGCACCGUGACAAUAGACCGCCCCAGAAGCCCUCGACAGCGGACCCCCUCAGAGAUGGAGGAUGAGGCCAGCCCAUCACCCAGGUCCAAGCCUCGCUACACUGGCCAGGUCCGCCUUUGCACUGCCCGAUACAGUUAUAACCCUUACGAUGGACCAAACGAGCAUCCUGAGGCAGAACUCCCCCUUGUGGCUGGAAAAUAUCUGUACGUGUACGGAAACAUGGAUGAUGACGGCUUCUAUCAAGGGGAGCUGCUAGAUGGCCAGCGAGGACUUGUUCCGUCCAACUUUGUGGAGUUUGUCCAGGACAAGGAAAAGCUAGCGAUUCAGUCUGGGGAGGGAGGAGAAGACCUGGGCCCACUGGACCAUAUGCCCCUGGCCUUGAUGGCAGUGGAUGGAGGUGCCUCACAGGAUGGUCUCCUGGGCUCAUCUAACGCCUUGGUUCCCUGUAGCAAUGGGACAGGGGGGCCCAUGGACCCUGAGGACCUGGCUGAAGACGUUGUGCCUUAUCCCCGAAAGAUCAACUUGAUCAAGCAGCUGGCACGGAGCGUCAUUGUGGCCUGGGAGCCUCCACUAGUGCCUUUGGGCUGGGGGAACAUCUCUGGCUACAACGUGUUAGUAGACGGGGAGCUUCGUGCCAGUAUAGCGUACGGUGGCCGGACCAAGUGUUUGCUGGAGAAGCUGGACCUGGACGGCUGCGUUCAUCGCGUGUCGGUGCAGAGUGUCACGGACCGGGGCCUGUCAGACGAGCUGCGCUGCACCUUGCUGGUGGGAGCCAACGUGGUGGUGGCGCCGUGCGGCCUUCGGGUGGACGACAUACAGCGCGACACUGCCGAGCUCUCCUGGUUGCCUAGCAACAGUAACUAUGGUCACACCGUGUUCUUGGACGGGGUAGAGCAUGCAGUGGUAAAGCCAGGAAGGUAUAUACUACGCUUUAUCAACCUGAAGCCCCUGACGGUGUACAAAGUGACGGUGGUGGCACAGCCGCACCAGGUGCCAUGGCAACUGCCUCUGGAGCAGAGAGAGAGAAAAGAAGCCGGUGUGGAGUUCUGCACUCAGGCUGCAGGUCCACCACCAUAUUGCAGAACAGGCCCUCCCCAGCCUCCCCAGGAUGUACAGGUGCUCUGUGGGCAGGCUCCAGGGGUCCUACAGGUCCGCUGGAAGCCCCCCAUCCUCUCUCCCAUGGGCACAUCCAAUGGGGCAAAUGUCGUUGGCUAUGCAGUCUGCACUAAAGGACAGAGGAUAGCUGAGGUAUUGUUCCCAAUGGCAGACUAUGUUACUGUCGAGCUGACAAGGAUUCAGUGCCUGGAGGCCAGGGAAGUCAUCGUCAGGACGCUAUCAGUACAGGGAGAAUCCCAGGACUCCCAAGUUGCCGUCAUUCCAAACAACCUCCUUGUGCCUCUACCUGCUCUGCCCCUGCCACCGCCAAUGCACCCCCACGCAGGCCCCCCUCCGCACUCCCAUGCUCAACCCCACCUCCAAUCCCCUCACCAUCCUCAUGCCACACCCCAACUUCCCGCUCCACCCCAGGCACAUGGACAACCACUCCAACCACAUCCUCCUCACCCUCAACCCCAUCCCAGAAAUUCCCACCCAGGUGGACCCCCGCAACCCCAGCUUCGACCCCCACGUCCUCAGCCCCUACACCUUCAGCCUUACCCUUCCCAACAAGGUCCCAGGCCCCAGCACCAACUGCCUCUGCUACCCCACCCCCAUCACCACCCUAUACCUCAGAGACCAGUAUGUGCCAGAGACCUGGAUGCCAAAGAGCACGCGGCCCACCACGGGGGAGCUUUUCCUCCUGGCCAGCCUGGCUGGGACCCCACACGCUCGCCCUCUUCCCAGCCUCCUGUGCCCAUGCAAGGCCACACCCUUGAGGCCCCUCCCCCUGCCAAUCCACGCUCCCCCUCCCCCCAGAGGAUUCUUCCACAGCCUCGAGGCACACUCAUCCCGGACACGGUGGCCAAAGCCAUCGCCCGAGAAGCAGCGCAAAGGGUGGCAGCAGAAAGUGGCAAGGGGGACAGGAGGCAGGGCAAAUACGGAGAGCAGGGUCGUUCAUUUCACCAGCAUCACUCUGAUGAGGAAGAGGAAGACGAAGAAGGGUUUGCGGGCGGCCGUCGGAGAGGACCCUCAGUUGAUGAGUUCCUCAGAGGCUCUGAGCUUGGGAGGCCGCCUCACUAUGGUCACAAUGAAGAUUAUCACAGCGAAAGCAGCCGGGGCUCUGACCUGUCUGACAUCAUUGAAGAGGAUGAGGAGGAGCUGUACUCUGAGAUGCAGCUGGAAGAGGGACGUCGACGCAACACGCACAACACACCCAAGGCCAACGCUGGAGGCCGUCAUGACCGGGAGACUGGGCGAAGAACUCAUCAUGGCGGUUCCCAGCCUCAGAGACGACCUCUAAUGGUCCCCUCCAUUGAGGUAACCUCUGAGAAUAACGGUGAGGGAAACCCCAUCACCGAGGAUGUUUACUAUGGCAAAGUAGCUCGGCACAGGAAGUGGUCUUCCCGCAGGCACAUGGGCGGCACCAGGUCUCCCCAUGAUGACUACAGGGAUCGGGAUCGCCGCUCUCCCACCUACUAUGAUGAGUCAGAGCCCGAGGAGUCUUUCCGGAUCUUUGUGGCCCUCUUUGACUACGAUCCACUGUCCAUGUCCCCCAACCCAGAUGCAGCUGAUGAGGAGCUGCCCUUCAAAGAGGGGCAGAUCAUUAGGGUGUACGGUGAUAAAGAUACAGAUGGGUUUUACAGAGCAGAAGUGAGAGGCAGGAUGGGGCUGAUCCCCUGUAACAUGGUCUCAGAGAUCCGAGCGGAGGACGAGGAGACCAUGGACCAGCUCAUCAAACAGGGCUUUCUGCCACUCAGCACCCCUGUGGACAGAAUAGAGCAGAACAGAAGAGGCCUCCGUCGAGAUCAGGCCUCGAGGAGGAUGGUGGCUCUGUACGACUACGAUCCCCGAGAGAGCUCCCCUAAUGUUGAUGUCGAGGCUGAGCUGACCUUCUGUGCUGGUGACAUCAUGGCUGUGUUUGGAGAUAUUGAUGAAGACGGAUUCUAUUAUGGUGAGAUCAACGGCCACCGUGGUCUGGUUCCCUCUAACUUCCUGGAAGAAGUGCCUGAUGACGUGGAGGUGUAUCUGACCGAUACUCCGUCCCACUACCCCCAGGAAGAGCCUGCCAACCGGCCGCCUGCCAACUCUGCCGCCACCGUCUCAGAGGGCAAACGGGUUACCACAGAAACCACCGACGCGGUCGACAACGACGCCACACCUGUCCGAGCGCCGUCCCCGAUUGUUCGGCCCCUCCUCCCAGGCACCAUGAGACCCCUCAGUCCUACGAGGGGCCCCCGCAUCCCUGUGGAGUCUAGGGACCCCCGAGACCAAGAUCUGGCAAACAAGAAGAAGAAAGGACUACUUUCCAAGGGGAAGAAGCUCCUGAAGAAACUCUCCCCUGUGAAAUAAAAAAAAAGGCAUACAUGUACGUUACGUGUAUAUGCCAGGCUCUGUAUAUUGCAUCCAUACAAUCAACUCUGAUCCAACAACACAUGACAGAGAAGAUGUGAGCUUUGUCUCCUGGACUGCCUGAGCCUAUUUUAAUAUAACCAGUGAUACAAUUAUUCAUGUACGGUGAUGGACACAAAUCAAUUAUGUACAGUGCAGUGCCAAAAUCAAGAGAGAGGUCACCUGCAGACACAAUAACAUACUACUGUGAUGUAUUUUAAAUCAACGGAUGACUAAAAAAACUACAAAAAACUAGGAUUUUCAUGACAGUAUUUUUCUGUUUUCUUUAUCAUUACUUAAAGAAACUAUUCAUUUGUUUAAAGCAGGGUAGCUAUGAAAACAAAGCAUCUGGUUACAUCUUCUAACAGGCUUUUUUCUCAGCAAAAAAACAAAAACAUAAAUAUUUGUGGAGUAUUGAUGUCACUUCAAGGAAACGGAGACCUUACUCCUCUAUGAAGAUCUCAAAUAGACUACACUGUUAUCGAGGCAUUCUGUGAAGUAAUGCUGGCUGCUAACACAAAGGCUUUAUUCUGUGCAAUAUCAUAGAGAGGCGGUAGCAUAUGUAUGUGGAAGAAACAUUUCCACUUGUACCUGUGAUUUCAGCAGAGUGGAGUUUUUCUGUGAUGAAAGGCAUUUAAAAAAAAAAUAAAAAAUAGAAUAGCAGAUUGGCAACAGGGCAUUAACGUCAGAGACCCCGGGCGAGCUUAGCUGUCUCAGUGGCCUUUAUUAAAACAAGAUGAGCGUGACAUUUCUCGUUUGAUUACAAGUUUGAUUUACACCGGGUUUUUUUUGUUUCAUGACGGGUUGCUUGUGCUUUGUCAUUUUUUUUAAAUUAAAUAAGAGCAAAAAUGUGUGUCUGCGUCCUCGCUGUCAAACUGUCAUGAAACGCCUAGUACAAGACAAAACUUUGUGUCUGUCUUCCUAUUGCACAAAGGUGGGUGUUUUGAUUGGUAAAAGACAUGUUUUGUGUGCCUGUGUGUGUGUGUGUGUGUGUGUGUGUGUGUGUACGGCAUUAUGUGAUGCGUUCAUGUUUUGCACCUUUCAUGUCUCUUGCUCACUUUUCUUUUCUUAAGGAGAGGCCAUGCAGUUAUUGGUCCUGUGGUUUAGUGAUGUGCUGCUACCUCCAUUGCCUGUGCACUGUUCAGUUUUGUUGUCUCAUGUUAAAAGGCCGUUAAAGCCUAAUAGAAAUUACAAAUCAAAAUGUCAAGGUGUGCAUUGUUCGCUGGUUAUGUUUCAUCGAACUGAGGUCUGUGGAGAGAAACACUAACUGAUUUCACAUUUCAUAUCUGGUUGCAUAUAUGUUCUACAUGACUUGUACUUACAGUACUUAAGGACUAUACCAUUACAAUUUAACAUGUUCCACCUUUUCUGGUACGGAAUAGAUUUGGACUUUUUUCCUUUGAUCUUGGAUAUUUUAACAAUUUAUGAAAUAAGCACAUGUAGUCAAAGCCUGAGUCUGCAUGGAGACAGUUAUCAGUGAUGUCAAUUUUCUGUUUCUCCAUUUAGUUUGUUGACUCACUGAAUGUUUCAUAUUUAACCGAGUCUUCUGACACCAACACACAUAUUUGCAUUAUGUCACUAAAAGACUUGCAAUGGGAAAUGUCAUCAGAUCAGUGGAAACUACUUGAUAUCCUGCAGACUGUCACACUGGCUCUCUAUUAAUUCAGUUUGUUAUUCAUUGUCAGCGUAAAAAGCUCCAAAAUGUGUCUUGAAUACAAGAUGGAUGAGUCUGCAGUGAGGACAUACUGAAAUCUAAAUGAAGUGUUCUAAGUGAAUGACAGCAUUUCACUUUCACUUUCCAAAUUUAAUUAGUUUUAGCUUGUUUCAAAGUUUUUGUUCUUCAAUUUAUUCUGUUCCAGUUCUCCCACAAGUCCUCCAAAACACACAUCCAUAUGGGUUGUUUAUUCCUUCCCUCUUAUACGACCAAUAGGAGCGUUUCAUAAAUUAGCGCCCCUAGCGGUGCCAGGACAUACAAGUCGUAUUUUAGGGUAGGACAGUCUGUUUAAUGAUAAACUUUAUCCUACAUUCAGCAUGAAUUUUCAACUUUCAGAUAUCCUUCUGCAGCCAGUAGUUCCAAUUCAGCCUAUAUUAACCUUUUUAUUUUUUUUACUGGUUUUCACAUCCAGGUAAAUUGGAAAACCUGGAGCUUGGAGAGCAAACCAAAUUCUAAAUGAAAGAAUGGAAGCCCUAAAAUGCGCAAUGCCCCCCGAAAAAAGAAAAAAAAGGGAAAACCUACCUCAGUUUUUGGCUUAUUAUAGUCAUUGUACAAGAGUAUAGAAAUAAUAAAUUGGAAUUUCUUUUUUUUUAAAGCAAAUAUUACCUUGGAUUACUAAGAGGAAUACUGUACCAACAUUUUGUGUGCUGUGGAGGUGACUAAAAGUGCUCAAGAAUUACUAACUGGAGGGAUAGUAUGUCUCAUAGCUUUAAUCCUUAAAAAGCUUAUCCUCUCUCUGUUUAGUUUUAAAUAUCCAGUAAAUCCUAUGUAUCUCCAGUUGUCCUUUAUGUCAAGUUGCACUUGAGGGUUCUCUCUCCUCAUUAUUUAUUUAUAGUAUUGAUUCAAUGCAAUGACUAGUGAGGGUUUGCCAAAAUGGAUUGUAAGAAAAGUUCGGCUGACAACCGGUUUACAUGCUUUUGGUUCCAAAGCUGUUUAUGUAUGGUUUCUCAUUCACAAAGUCACAAAGUUGAAUUACUGUAACAUGGUGUCCCAAAGCCAAAUCAUUCACUUGUGAAUGGGCGUAGAGUCUCUAAACGCUGUAGCUCUUUUGUACUUUGAUCCAUUUGUAGAUAAUUUAUAAAUGUUUCUACUUGAUUUUACGACAGCCUUUUUGUUAGUGCACUGAGAUUUCCUCUCCCUCUAACAGACUGCAAGCAUUCUCCAUAGUGUCCUUUGAAAUCAGAUGUAUCAGUCCACCGUAUGUGCUUGCUUUGUGAAUCAAAGUUUAAAAAAGAAAAAAAGA